Molecule: messenger RNA, 4342 nt
Organism: Patella vulgata (common limpet)
Lineage: Eukaryota; Metazoa; Mollusca; Gastropoda; Patellidae
Product: glycosyltransferase 25 family member
Exons: 8
Coding region: 5-892 (295 amino acids)
Molecular function (GO): procollagen galactosyltransferase activity
Source: RefSeq, a predicted model, not a curated record
AACAAUGGUUGAUGGGCCACCAUUAUAUAGAUCUAAACAUGUAUAUGUACCUCCUAUACCAAAGAGUAAAUUAGGUUUUGAUGAGAUUUAUAUGGUAAAUCUGCUACGUCGACCCGAGAGAAGAGAAAGAAUGAGAAAUACUUUAUAUGAUCUGGGAAUAGAUGCCAAAUUUUUUGAUGCUAUUGAUGGAAAAAAAUUGAAUGAUACGUAUCUGGAUAGUCUUGGUAUUGAUAUGCUACCUGGAUUUGCUGAUCCUUACCAUGGAAGGGCCUUAACAAUGGGAGAAAUUGGUUGUUUUCUUAGUCAUUACACAAUCUGGGAAGAGAUGGUGUCAAAAAAUUAUGAAAAAAUUCUAAUAUUUGAAGAUGAUGUUCGAUUUGAACCAUUUUUUGAUCGUAAACUAGCAAAACUGAUGAAAGAAGUUGAGGAGUUUGUACCUAACUGGGAUCUAAUUUACCUAGGUAGAAAAAGAUUAGAUCGUGACAGUGAAAUUAUGGUAAAAGGCAGCUCAACAUUAAUCUGGCCGAGUUAUUCAUACUGGACUUUAAGUUAUAUUCUGUCGAGGAGAGGGGCUGAUAAAUUAUUAUCACAUAAACCUUUACAUCGAAUGGUGCCAGUUGAUGAAUAUCUUCCUAUAUUAUUUGAUAAACACCCAACAGAAGAGUGGAAGAUACAGUUUAAACCCAGGAAUCUAGUUGGUCUGUCUGCUGAACCUCUAUUACUCUAUCCAACACAUUAUACUGGAGAAGCUAAUUAUUUCUCAGACACCGAAGAAUCGUCAGUUAUUGAAACUGAAGACUACGAUACAGAUAAUGAAGAAUCAUUAGUUGGAAAUACUGAACGUUUUAAUCCAAGUAAAAAUAUGGAUCUCCUGUCUAAAGAUGAAUUAUAGGUCUUCUGACACACACUAUCUUGAAAACAGCAGACAAAAGAUAUUUUGUAGUUUGAUUUGCAGAAUCCAUCCAAUUAUUCUUUUGGUAAUGAGAUAUAGUUUGUCACAUAUAGUUGUUUGCAUAUUAGCCAGUUUUCAUUUUAAAAGUGAAUGUGAGUUUUAUAGUAUGAGUUAGCACAGGUACACUGUAUGGUAUUUAUUUGUUAAAAUGCAGUGUAAAAUCCAUAGAAACCAUUCAGUUCUCUCUGUUUACUAUCCAAUUUUUUCGUAGCAUUUACAAACUGUGUUUAAUUUGAUUGGUUCAUAAGUUGGCAAGAAGCUUCAGACUCUUCAAUAGAAAUUUGAUCUUACUAAUAUACAUACAGUUAGAAACUAAGAAAUCUCCUAUUUUGUUAAUAAAGACUACGACAAGUUGGGAUAUUGUUAUACUCCAGUGACAUUCACUGAAACUUGCAUCUAAAGGAAGAUUCUAACUGUAAAUAGUAUUAUUCAUAACAUAUCACAACACAAGCAUAUAUGGAUAUAACUACUUCUCUAUUAUUUAAUAACCACGUUUCGUAACAUGUGACUUGUAUGUGUUACGAAACGUCGUUGUUAAGUAAUAGAGAAGUAGUUAAAUCCAUAUAUGCCUUGUGGUGUUUUGUCAUGAAUAGUUAACCAUGCUUCUUGAUGUCAUUUAAAGAAUUAACACUAUUUUUGAAUGGAAUUAUUUGGGAUGAUUAUUGUUCCCCCUCCCCUAAGAAAGCAGGGCACUAUAUAGGUCUGUCUGUCCCUUCCGUCACACUAUUUAGGACACAAUAACUCUGCUUCUAAUUAUAUACUGUAACUUACUGUAACUGCUGCCUUUUUUAAAUUUGUGACUUCUAAGUUAGAAUGUUCAAAUGUUGUGUAUAUGUUUUUUUAGGUAAGCGUCAUCUAUUUAGUUUGGAAUUGAGGUGAAGGAAAUCGGUCUAACUGUUGGCUUGUCUCUCCUAUUAUAAUUUCAGCAUUUGUGUUUAAACAUGUGUUCUCAUUUAUUUAUAUAUUUUUCUAGGGAGUUUGUUUUGUCCCAUUUUGAUUAACUAUUUUAUAUUUUGUAUUCUUUUCUUUUUCAAAAUGCAAUACUGUUUUAGUUUCGUGCCAAAUUUCCCUAGCUCAGUGUAUUUUGGAUAUCAAAAGAAAAAACAAUUAAAUCAAAAGUCCUAAAAUUUCAAUAUUCUGUGUGAACAAUUUUUCAUCCCCUUGAAAUUACAAUUCUUUGCAAUAUAAUGUGUGAAAUAAUAAUUUUCAUGAAAAGUUUUGUCUCCCAUAUUAAAUGUCUUUUCUUUUAUCAUAAGAAGUCAUGUCUCAAUCAACAUUUCUAGAAUGUGCGCAAAAAAAAUAAUUGACUCAGAUGGAGGUUAUAAAUAAAAAAAAUAAGAUGGAAAUGAAAUUAAGAUACCAGAAAUUGAUAAAGGGAUGUACAUACUCAAAAGGGGUAGUAUCUAAAGUGAAAAGACUGUUUGCAUGUUUUUAAGUUUGUGUAAUUCGAUAAGCAAUUACGUGAUAUUUUAUGGCCUGAAAUCAGAUUUGUAUUGAUAUUUAGUCCAGCUAUAAAAAAUAGUGCCAUCAAGUCCUGUCUAGUCUAUGUCAAGUACUAGUUAUAGCAACCCAUCUAGAAAUUUCUCAAUAUUUUUCAUCUAGAUUUUUUAACUUCAUGUACUUCAGGCGAAUUGUGAUAUCAUUGUUGAUCUAUUUCAACUUGUUUUGAUUAAGUAUGAAAAUGGGAGGUUGUAAUAUACAACUGUACAUAUGUUCAUCAUGUAUCUUGUUAUAUUACUGUAUCCAUGACUUGUAUAAUAUGUAUUAUGCAUGUGAUAUAUAUGUAUCCUAUAUUAACUGUGAUUGUAUAUCAUUAAUCUUAAAUAUGUGUUUGCUUUUCUGAAACCACAGAAAAAUUCAUUUGGUUAUAAUGUGCAAUAUUGUAUGAAUAUGAGGUGCUAUUAACUUCCAGAUAGAACUAAUCUCAAAUUACUAUUUUAUGGCAUCUAUAGACUACAUUAAAAAGGAAAUGUGACAGAAAGCCAACAAAAUUUUCAUUUUCAAAAGGAAAUGGAAUUGUAGAUUAUCUUUAGAAUUCGAUUUUCACAAAGACAAAUGAUAUAUAUCAAACCAAUGGGCAAUGCAGGCACAUAAAUUUGUGUUGUGAAAUCAAAAUGAACUAAUGUAAGCUUCAAAUAGAAUUGGAUGAUUUAAAUAAAUUUUCUUAAGAUUACUUCCAUUUGUGUAUGAUUUUAAUCUAUAUUUGACCGUUAAUCUGACAUGUUGUCCAUUUAAUAAAUUAUGUUCAGACAGCUUUUGACUUUAGUAAGUUAUGUACAGUUCAAAAUCUGUUGGGUUAUUUGUAAAGUGGUGCUUUAUACUUUGCUAGAGCAAUGUCUUGUUUUGUUAUUCAUUGUAUGUUAUCCUCUUAUUCAGUGUGCCAAAAUGCUCCGGCUAAUAUAUUUAACAUUAUCCAAAUUAAAAUGUUUCAUUAAUGAGGUAUCCUGUGCCAUUAAUAUGUAUUAUUUGAUCGGUUGUUUAAAUGAUUUUUUUCACAAUAACCACUUUCAUAGUCUUCGAUCUGUUAACUUUAUUAUUAGAACAAUUUUUGAGUGCACAGUGCACCUUUACCUGGACAAUUCAUCUGUAUUAGAAUUCAUUUUAUCCUUCCAUUUUAUUGAUAUUAUCUUUUUUGCAUGUUAUUUCAUGUAUUUAUAGAGUUUAUGAAAUAGUAGAUUUGACUAGAGUUUAUUUUGCAUGCUUAUUUUAGUGUUUUUUUAGAUGAAUUUAUUAGCUACAGUUUGUACACCUUCUGUUAAUUUAUCAAAGAAAAGAAGAAAACUAAGACUUUUACAAAGCCUAAUUAUGAGCUAAUAAAUAAUACAUUAUCUUUAAUUUGUAUCCUAAUGUUUUAGAUAUUUUUACAAUAACUGUCAACAAUCUUUAAUAGCAAAAGAUUUAAAAUGGCUGGACAAUAAGGUUGAUUUCAUGGGCAUUUAUAUAAUAAUUUGUGUCAUUUUGUUUGUGGACUGACAUUCUUUUAUUGAAAUUUUUAGUCUUGAUAAAGCCAGUGUAUACAAUUUUGUGUUCCACUGUGAGCCAAAUAUAAAACAAAAAUGAGUAAACAUACUGCAUGAUUUUUCAAAUGGAGCUUUCCCCAUCAAAAUAACACAUUAAAUCAACUCUAUUCAAAGAUCUAAAUUAAAGAUGGUAAGUUUAUUUAAUUACAACAACUAGUUGUGGUUUGUUUUUUUUAAAAAAAUGGCUUAUUUGAUGUCAUAUACACCAUUCAGCUCAAAUUUCACUAAACAGAAUUUUUUGGGGUCUCAAAGGGUUUUACAUUUAUUUCACUUCUAUUCUUUGUCAAAUCUAAAAUAUGUCUGUUUACUUAAAUGUAAAUGCAUUAUUGUAAAAUGUGGGAAAAAAAUAAAAUAUAUUUUUACAUGGUUA